Molecule: messenger RNA, 3418 nt
Organism: Fundulus heteroclitus (mummichog)
Lineage: Eukaryota; Metazoa; Chordata; Actinopteri; Cyprinodontiformes; Fundulidae
Gene: ywhag2
Product: 3-monooxygenase/tryptophan 5-monooxygenase activation protein, gamma polypeptide 2
Exons: 2
Coding region: 198-941 (247 amino acids)
Biological process (GO): signal transduction
Cellular component (GO): cytoplasm
Molecular function (GO): protein kinase C binding
Source: RefSeq, a predicted model, not a curated record
GGAAGGGAGGGGGAUAGAGAGAGAGGAGAGAGGGUGUCCCGUCUGCGCUGAGCUCAGACAGACAGCAGGGAACAGCUGCAGCACUCGGUUCGCUUUGGAUUUCACUGCAUUGCGAUUUAAAAUAUCAGGCGUUUCAUCCACAAAGCCCACGUCGCGCAGCUCGACCGAGCAGACCCCCCCACUAAUCAUUAGAGAAAAUGGUUGACCGCGAGCAGCUGGUGCAGAAAGCCAGGCUGGCUGAGCAGGCUGAGAGAUAUGAUGAUAUGGCAGCAGCUAUGAAGUCGGUGACGGAGCUAAACGAGGCCCUGUCCAACGAGGAGAGGAACCUGCUAUCGGUGGCCUACAAGAAUGUGGUGGGCGCCAGGCGCUCCUCCUGGAGGGUGAUCUCCAGCAUCGAGCAGAAAACCUCCGCCGACGGCAACGAGAAGAAGAUCGAGAUGGUGAGGGCCUACCGGGAGAAGAUUGAGAAAGAGCUGGAGGCCGUGUGCCAGGAUGUGCUCAACCUCCUGGACAACUUCCUGAUCAAGAACUGCAGCGACACGCAGCACGAGAGCAAGGUGUUCUACCUGAAGAUGAAGGGCGACUACUACCGGUACCUGGCCGAGGUGGCCACCGGCGAGAAGAGGGCCACGGUGGUGGAGUCCUCGGAGAAGGCCUACAACGAGGCCCAUGAGAUCAGCAAGGAGCACAUGCAGCCCACCCACCCCAUCCGCCUGGGCCUGGCUCUCAACUACUCUGUGUUUUACUACGAGAUCCAGAACGCCCCGGAGCAGGCCUGCCAUCUGGCCAAGACCGCCUUCGAUGACGCCAUCGCCGAGCUCGACACCCUCAACGAGGACUCCUACAAAGACUCCACUCUCAUCAUGCAGCUGCUCCGAGACAACUUGACACUGUGGACAAGUGACCAGCAGGAUGACGAGGGCGGGGAGGGCAACAAUUAAAGGAAAGCCUCACUUUGAAAAUAAAAAAUAAAAAAAUUAAGAAGGGCCGGUGGACUUUGGCAGCAGCUUUUGCCAAUGCAACUACCGCAGCACCAGUUCUUUAUUUUUCCAUGUGUUAAAAGAAAAGGAUCAAAAAGAGAGGUGAGAAUGGGAGGUUUAAAAUCUUAGUUUAAAUAUAUAUAGAAAUAUAUAUGACAGUUGAAAAGGGGGCCUCCGUCUUCUUGAUUUUCUCUUUGACAUUUGCCAAAAACCACUGAUAUGUCAGUCAAUCAGCCUGAAGUGGUUGUUGUUGGAUUGAAAUGGCAGCCUCACACUGGCAUAGGAACUGAUCUUGUUCUGUCAAGAUAAGCUGCUUACUUAGAUGUUUGAGUGAUAGAGAUGCAUUUGAGUCACUUGGGAGAGAAAACGCUUGAAUGGGGAAAUUUUUUAAAAGCCUCACAAAAAAAAAAAAAAAAAAAUGGGUUGCAUUGGUUCCAGAAGUAGAAAAGAGGGCCCUGAAAGCUUUUAAUCUAACACAAACAAAUAGAAAAUCAGCAAAAAUACCCUAAAUUUUAAAGGAUUGAUUAUUCAAUUGUAACAAAUAAGGAUUAAGUAAGCCCCCUUAUUGCUAAUUAAAGAGUUUUCUGGCAUCUUACAGAUAAUCCUGUUGUGUUACUGGAACCAUAGAUUCUUUUUGGAGGUGAAGGUUAAUAAAGGCAGAGACUUAACGAAAUGAAUUACAAAAUAAAAAAGACAAAAAAAAAAACAUAAGAUAAAAGCAGCUUCAGAGUUUGUGGUUUACUUCUGUGUUUGUUUUAUUAAAUGCACAUGCCUACUAUACUGUUUCUUCAGUGUAAGAUGACGACAACAAUAAUAUCGCUUAUUCAAUAUUGUGCAUGCUGGUGAUGUAUUUAUAUACAGUAGCUUGACUUUAUUAACUUAUACUGUGGGUGUUAAGUAUUCAUAUGAAAACAGGCUUUGUCUGAUGUUGAUUUUUAUUUUCUUAUUUAUUUCUAUUUAAUUCAUUUUUUUUUUGAUUUGCUAUACCAAAAUGGUGAUCGUAAAAAUUGACCUGUAAUGGGCGUUGCUUUAGUGACAUGCAAUAUGUGUAUUUAAUUUGUUAAUGAAAGAAAAAAUGGAUGAUUAAAAAAAGUAAAAAAAAAAAAAAAAGAAAGAAAGAAAAAUACUCACCAGUGCUUACUUAAACUUACCAGCUGGUGUUUGUCACUUUGAAGUAUGAUUAUGAUAUAUUUUGUUCCUUGAACAGUAUUUAAGUAUUUUUUUUUUCCUGUCAUGCUAUCCAGUUUUAAUAAUAAUGGUGUCGUUUCCAGGCUCAAUGUUUCUGUUAUGAAUCCACCGACAUGGACCAUGUUUUGUUUCUGACAGUAUACAUUUAUUUAUUUUUUAUUUGUUUUUAUACCUUUUAGCUGUUUCCUGAGUGACAAAAAUAUCUUGAAUGUGAGUCAUUAUGUAGCAGUUGCACAAGAACCGGAAUAAUAGCUAUGAUAAUAAAAAAGAAUAUGACUAAAUUAUACAUGCACCAUUUCCGUGGUGGUCUAGUGUAUUGUUGUAUUGUCACCCAUGAGUACACUUUGCUUUUAAGAGGAAGCACUCCGCUCGUAGGUCGUUUUAUUGUUUUGUGUGCUUUAUUUUCUGUGGCUGUACCGUUUUUAUAUGCCUCAUUUGCAAGUUAAUCUCUAGCAUUAAAAAAAAAGGGAAUCUACUACAGUAUUUUUUUUUUUUUUUUUUAUCAUCCGGCAAGCACGUUAAAGAUAUGGACAUUUAACACUAAUGCAUACCAUAGACAAUUUUAAAUGUCCACCUCUCCAGAACAAACACUAAAAACAGCUGCUGAACCAAUUUAUUCUCAUUAAUGCUGCUACUUCUAUAGAUCAGUAAUAUUUUCACAUGGAUAGCUGUUUAAUGAAUUUUAUAUAUUUUUUUUUAUCUCUGGUUUGGUGGAUUUAAGAGGGAAACCAGAAGCCUUAAGGUCAGUAACACAACCUUGCUCAUGUAUGCCAAUUAUGUAUCUCCAUCAUGAGUCAGCCUGCAUGAGCUCACAGUAUGUCACAGCUGCUUUAAUUUAUUUUUAAACGUCGCGAAGAGCAGAGGGUCUCUGAGGGUUUGUCAGAUGUACAACGUGAAAAAAAAAAACGAUGCUUGCACAGCGGAUCGGCUUUAUUUUACUUUAACUUAUUUUUUUAUCAUUUGUGAAGAAAACCAUGUUUGGGACCUUCAUUCACUGCAAAGAAAAGCAUUACUUCUUUUUAUUUAUUUUUUGUUGCUUCUCUCUGUGAUUAUUUGGCUAUAAUUCUUAGGUUUUGUUUUUAUUCUUGUUUCUGUAACUCAACAUCAUGCAUGUACAAGUUGUGAGGUAGCUUGAUCAAGAGUAUCUGGCCUAAGGGUGAAAAUGGGAUACACACUGUAUGGGUUAAAGACGUUUUUUUUUUUUUUUUUUGGUUGCCAUCUGUUGUCCAUUAAAGUUAUUUGUUUCUUGC